Molecule: messenger RNA, 2320 nt
Organism: Amphiprion ocellaris (clown anemonefish)
Lineage: Eukaryota; Metazoa; Chordata; Actinopteri; Pomacentridae
Gene: evx1
Product: even-skipped homeobox 1
Exons: 3
Coding region: 134-1264 (376 amino acids)
Biological process (GO): regulation of transcription by RNA polymerase II
Cellular component (GO): nucleus
Molecular function (GO): RNA polymerase II cis-regulatory region sequence-specific DNA binding; DNA-binding transcription factor activity, RNA polymerase II-specific
Source: RefSeq, a predicted model, not a curated record
CACCACACACACACGCACACACACACACACACACACACACACACCUCUCCAACCUGAGAAUCAGCGUCUCGGUUUUGAGGACUUGCACCGUGAAGUCGAGGUGUGUGUGUGCUUCUUAAAGUCGGUGCUUGUGAUGGAAAGCAGAGAGGAGAUGGUGAUGCUGGCGGAGGGAGGUCAGCUUGGCAAGAACGGCUCCAAUUUGUCGGAAGGCGUCGGCAGCCCCGUGCGAGAACCGCAGGGGAAGCCGGCACACAGGAGCUGCCUGAGCCCCGGCGCUGCGCCCUACUCCAGGGACAGAACCGAGCUGCUGGUGGUGGAGGAGAGCGCACGGAGGAAUAUGUGCGCCGACGUGAGGCCAGUUGGCACGUCCUCCUCCGGGGAGAGGCACCGGACCGAACAUCCUCACAAAGACGGCAGCAGCUCAGACACCGAGUCGGACUUCUAUGAGGAAAUUGACGUGAGCUGCACGCCUGAAAGCAUGGACUACCCGACAGCUAAAGGUCGAAAUGGGGAUUCUCCGGGUCACCCGAGUGAAACAGGUGCCGACCCGGGUAAGAUUGUCCCGGGUCAGGGCUCUCUGUCCUACGCAGCAGACCAGAUUCGCCGGUACCGAACAGCGUUCACCCGGGAGCAGAUCGCACGGCUGGAGAAGGAAUUUUACCGGGAGAACUAUGUAUCCAGGCCGCGGAGAUGCGAACUUGCGGCGGCCUUAAAUCUACCAGAAACCACCAUCAAAGUGUGGUUUCAGAACCGUAGGAUGAAAGACAAACGCCAGCGCCUGGCCAUGACUUGGCCUCACCCUGCAGACCCGGCCUUCUACACCUACAUGAUGAGCCAUGCGGCGGCCACGGGGAACCUGCCCUACCCCUUCCCAUCCCACCUGCCGCUGCCCUACUACUCCCACCUGGGGGUCGGGGCCGGCUCAGCUCCCGCCGCCACCCCUUUCUCAAACCCCCUGCGCUCUCUCGACAGCUUCCGAAUGCUGUCUCACCCCUACCAGAGGCCGGAGCUGCUGUGCGCCUUCAGACACCCCUCCCUGUACCCGGGUCCGACUCACGGCCUCGGCCCCGGAGGAAGCCCCUGCUCCUGCCUGGCCUGUCACUCCAGUCAGUCCAACGGCAUCUCCACUAGGCCCUCCGGCUCGGACUUCGCUUGUUCCCCAACAAGCAGGACUGACGCUUUUGUCACUUUCACGCCUUCAGUGCUCAGCAAAUCCUCAUCUGUGACAUUAGACCAGAGGGAAGAAGUGCCUCUGACGAGAUAAAACCAAAACCAACCAACUCUUCUAUUCUAUAAGCCUUUACCACAAGCUUUUUCACCUAUUAUAUGAGCAGGACUGAAACAGCAUGAAGAGGUAGUCAGUAAGCAGUGAGGCAAACUUGGGGGAAGAUAAUUAGCCACAUCUCCAACUACAAGACGCACAACAGAUCUCCCAUGACUGAAAUAUAAUAAUCCCAUUGCAAAGCCAAGACAGUGGGGCUGAAAGAUGAGCGCACGGGCACAAAACCUGAUUUGAUUUUUAGAAGAUUAAUUUGAUGUGUGAGGGAGAGAAGGAGGGGAUCCAGAGAAACGUUUAAAUCUCGGUGAUAGAUGGCGUUAAGGUUUUUAUCAUUACUUGUCGUCUCUUUACGCGUCCAAAUCGGCCUACAUGUAUUGUUAGUUACGCGAGAAUGAUGCUUUCCAUCUCUCUUUUUAACAAGGGGAUUUGUUAACAGACUGCGGCCGUCUCAUUAUAACACAACUCUCCACACCGGGACCCUGGCGGCGGCCCGGACCGAAAUGUGCAGAUGCUAGUGAAAUUAGUAAGUGAUGUAUAUGUACGACCCGGUGAAUUUUGAGUGUUGAAUUAAUGAUAAUACCAGGAAGGGGAUCGUUCCUGCCAAAAGGUAACAAGGCGCCAAGGGAACGGAUUACUACAGCCCGCACGGUUUGACGAGGCGGGGAGGAGGAGGAGGGGAGAAAGGAGACGAAGGACCCAGAAGAGGAUGGAGAGAGGACAAUCAAAAAUGAACAAAAAAAAAAUAAAGCAUUUUUAACGACAUCAAACACUCUUUGGUUUCUCCCACUUCUUAAAUCUGAUGAAAAUGUGAUUAAAUCUCGCCUAUGGGCCUCUUUUUUUUAAAAUAAGAAAAAACAUUUUCUCGCUUUGCACUGCUACAGUGGCACCAGUUUAGUGGCAUUUCGUGGAGAACAUGGACUAACAAGUGACUUACUUGGUUUUUAUCUUAUUAAUAUUAUUAUAUUUUUGUUUUUGGUUUGUUUUUGCCUGAGUUGUCCUUAACGUCUAAUUUGCAAUAAAUACUGUCAAAGAACCAAUGGA